AUGAAGUUUGUCAUUGAUUCGUUGUCUUUUUUGGACAAUCCAAAUAUUAAUUGGAAGGCAAUUAUUGUUGGAUUCACCGUGGGUCAAUAUGUGUUUGAGAGCUAUUUGCAAUACAGACAGUACCAAGUCCUCAAAAACAAAUCGCCUCCAGCCUCUAUAAAGGCUGAAGUUGACCAGACUACGUUUGACAAGUCGCAGAAAUACUCUCGUUCUAAAGCCAAGUUCUCCAUCUUUGCAUCAACUGUUGGUCUCUUACAAAAUAUAGCCGUCUUCAAAUACGACUUGUUGCCCAAGAUAUGGAACUGGAGUGGUGGUCUUAUGCAAUCUGCCGCAUUCUUGUUGCCCAAAUUCAUGGGUGGCGUUAUCACACAGUCCAUUAUUUUUGUCUUUACUACGCAAAUCAUGUCCACUAUUUUCGAAUUACCCUUGAGCUAUUAUAGUCAUUUCGUGUUGGAGGAGAAAUACGGAUUUAAUAAGCAGACCUUGAAUAUUUGGAUUACUGACAAGUUAAAAGGAAUUGCGCUUUCCAUCGUGCUUGGGUCCCCGGUUAUUGCAGGUUUUUUAAAGAUUAUUGAAUACUUUGGUGACUCGUUCAUUUUCUACUUGAUGGGUUUCUUUUUGGUUAUUAUGUUGAUUGCCAUGACGAUUGUUCCCACUUUGAUAAUGCCACUUUUCAACAAAUUUACACCAUUGGAAGAUGGAGAGUUAAAGACCGCUAUUGAGAAUUUGGCCAAGUCCCAAAAGUUCCCAUUAAAGAAGUUAUUAGUUGUUGACGGUUCCAAACGUUCAUCGCAUUCAAAUGCUUAUUUCACCGGUUUGCCAUGGAGUAAGCAGAUUGUUUUAUUUGACACUUUGAUUGAACACAACAGCACCGAGGAGACAGUUGCCGUCUUGGCUCAUGAGAUUGGACACUGGAAAUUGAACCACAUCCCCAAGAUGAUUGCAAUGCAACAGAUCCAUUUCUUUAUAAUCUUUAGUCUUUUUGGAGCUUUUGUGCGUAACAAGUCAUUAUACAACUCCUUUGGCUUCUACAAAGAACAACCUAUAUUGAUUAGUUUUAUGUUGUUUGGUGAUAUAUUGCAACCAUUGGAGUGCAUUUUGGCAUUUGCACAAAAUUUGCUUUCAAGAAAACACGAAUACGAUGCUGACAAGUACGCACAAGACUGUGGGUACUCUGAAGAAUUGAGUAGAUCAUUGAUUAAAUUGUCAAAUGAGAACUUGUCUGGUAUGAACGCUGAUUGGUUAUACUCCUCGUUCCAUUACUCGCACCCAAUUUUGCCAGAGAGAUUGAGUGCUUUGGGAUACAUCUCCAAAGAAAAGAUUGUGAAGAAGAAUGUUUCGGAACAGACUGAAGAUGUAGAAAAGUCUGAAAAACAAGAUUAG
Molecule: messenger RNA, 1383 nt
Organism: Lodderomyces elongisporus
Lineage: Eukaryota; Fungi; Ascomycota; Pichiomycetes; Serinales; Debaryomycetaceae
Gene: STE24
Product: zinc metalloprotease
Exons: 2
Coding region: 1-1383 (460 amino acids)
Biological process (GO): CAAX-box protein processing
Cellular component (GO): endoplasmic reticulum membrane
Molecular function (GO): metalloendopeptidase activity
Source: RefSeq, a predicted model, not a curated record